This is a messenger RNA of Scophthalmus maximus (turbot), 2621 nucleotides long. RefSeq names its product nucleoporin 42 (gene nup42). The record is from RefSeq and is a predicted model, not a curated record. The coding region runs from base 145 to 1533 and encodes 462 amino acids. Gene Ontology annotation, cellular component: nuclear envelope. Gene Ontology annotation, molecular function: metal ion binding; nuclear export signal receptor activity. Lineage: Eukaryota; Metazoa; Chordata; Actinopteri; Pleuronectiformes; Scophthalmidae. The transcript is spliced from 7 exons.
UCUCCUGCGACUCGAGCGUGCUGGCUGUGGUCUAUGAGCGGUGCCGUGUAGUGAGUCGCACGGAAACAUUGUGGAGAGUGGGAGAUACAUGGGAGCUCAGAGGGGGUAAAACGCAGCAUUUGACACAGCCAACGCGGACUGAAAAUGACGGUUUGCAGCUUUUUUCUUCAGGGCCGUUGUCGUUAUGGUGACAAAUGUUGGAAUGAGCACCCGAGAGGAGGAAGCAGAGGUGGUAGUGGAGGAGGAGGAGGAUACAACAACUACAGCCGCUCCUCUGGUCAGCAGCAAUCCAGAGGAGGUGGAGGGUUUGGAAACAGAGUUUGGGUGAAUCCUGACCACCAAAAAGGAAGCUACAUCCAACCUUUAUCCUUAUCAUCUCAUGGAAGUGAUGAUUGGGGCCGAGGAGGACGCGGAGGAACUGACUGGGGAAGAGAAGGUGGGGGGGUAGGGGGGGAUGACUGGGGCCGUGGAGGAGGAGGGAAUGACUGGGGCAGUGGAGUUGGAGGCAGAAGAGAUAAUGUGAAGAGCUCCGAAUUCAGCUUCUCUGCUCAAAACAGAUUUUCAGCGCUUGAUACUCCCAGCUUCUUUGACAGGGGAGGAAGAGGAGGAGGAGGAACAGCUGGUGAUGAGGAUGAUGUCAAGAAAUUGGAGAUCAUUCAGAUGGACAUGGAGAUUUGGGAGAGUUCACAGCAGUGGUGCCUCUCGUGUUAUUCUAGCACCAAGACCCCUUUAUCUGGUUUCACCGAUCUCUCUCCAGAAGAGCUCAGGCUGGAGUAUUACUCAACAAGAGCCUCGGGGGAUCUACAGGGCUAUGUGAAUGGUGUUAAUCAGUUGCUCAACCAGUGGAAAACCAGAGUGCAGGACCUGAAGAUUAUGAAUCCAGCCACCCGCACAGCUUUGCUCGCAGAGUUAAACAACCCAGCACCUCAGGCGUCUUCAACUGGCUUUGGUUCAAUGACAACGACUGGAUUUGGAUCCUCUACAUCUGAAGUUGGAAACAAAGGCAUUGGAGCCCCAGCUCCAGUGCAGAGCAGCGGUUUCAGCUUUUCUGCUGCAAGUGGUGGAUUUGGUUCCUCGGCUGCACCAUCAUCUUCAGCAGGUUUCGGUAAUGCCAUAGCAGCUCCGACACAACCUCCCUCUGGAUUUGGUUCCUCCUCUGCUCCCUCAGCUUCAUCCUUCUCCUUCGCUGUGCCGACCACCAACAAACCAGCUGCCAAUUCGGGAUUUGGGUCUGCCUCUGGGUUCAGCUUCUCGUCUACGGCGAACACCGCAGGAGGAUUUGGAAGUGGUUUUGGUGUUGAAGCACCUUCUGCACCAGGAAGCGGCAGCGUUUUUAGAAAGAUGACUGGAGGAUUUGGGACAACUGCUGCUCCACAUGCAGGUGGAGCCGGGUCUGCCGGCGGCUCGUCGGACAGUCUGUUUUCACCUGAGAGCAAUCUGACUCCAGAGGAACUGAAUCAGUUCAAGGCAAAAAGGUUCAUUCUUGGUCAGAUUCCUUUAAAACCUCCUCCAGCUGACAUGCUGGUAGUAUAAUGUGUGGAAAGUUUUCAAAAAAAUUUAAAUCAAAAGAUACAGUAUAAUUUAUAAAAAAAAAUUUGCAUAGAGCUUUUGUUCAACCUAAUUCAUACGAUGUUUUUUUUAAAACGGCAGGUGUUAAAAUACUUACAACUUUUAAACAUGUUUAGGUUCCAUUUAAGAUUUUUGUGUAUGUCCAAAGUAUACAUCGUGUACAACUGCACAGUAGACCAUAUAUGGAUUUUUGGAUUGUGUUUCGUUAUAAAGGACUUCUGGGUUAUGGAAUGUCUUGAAAUAUGUAGUUUGAAUGCUGUGAAGCAAUUUUGGCUUUUACCAUCUGUUGAGAUGAAAAGUUGAUGAGGAAGAAUUCUGAGUGUGAGUAAAGGUAUACUGAACUCAAGCUCAACAAAACUUGCAUUGAACUGGGUUGGAAACUUUAAUUUGCACAAUACUAACCUCAGACAUAAUGCCCAUGAGAAAAUAUCAGUAAUUUUUACUGACAUUCAUCAGGGGAGUUGCUUUUGUAAAGCUUGUAAUUGCACAUCUCCGCCAGGCGAGCGUGUCGAAAUACAAGCCCCAAAACACCUCAACAUUUUUUAACAGUUAAGCGAUUCACAAAGAGAUACUAGACAAGUGUAAAUAACUACUUAAGGGCUAAUUUGAAAAGGAAAGGAAGUAUGUUUUCUGCCUCUGUUUAUGUUUUUACUCAGAUUGUAAUGUGACAAACUAUUGAAAUAACUGAUCCAACGCUUAUGAGUCCAGAACCAUUAAAUCACAAUAGCUUAUAGGUCGUCAUCCAGUAAAAGAGAGGAAUUUGUGGUGGUUUCCAGAUCAUAAUGAACGAAUAAGCUAUCCAAUGCAUAUAUUCAUUAGGUGUUCACAAGGAGAGGAAUACAGCGACAAAGAGAUACCAAUAAGCUUUUCUGCUGCCUUAGAGGCCACAGCCCUGCUGACUGGGGCAUAUUUUCAAAUGAAAGGGAGUUUGUGAUAUCAGCAAGAGAUGCAAUUGAGCUGUGUGUGUUUUCGUGAGUCAAAUCUCAAGUUCAUAUUUCAUGUCCUGGUUAAAAGCACAGUGCACAUUACUAAUAAAAUGUUGUACAAACCUA